AUUAACAAUUGCAAGUCAAUAAAAUGCACAAUGUAGUGAUGAACCAGAGCAAAGUCAUGAGGGUAUUUUUAGACAGCAGCUUCCUCUCCUUAAUGUUGUUCACCUGCUUUUCCUCUGCCGUGUCCUACUCUCUUUAUUCCUCCUCUUGUCAGUUGCAGGGACAGUUUCAUCUAAAUGGGAUGCACAAAACUGGAGAUGUGAUUCUAGGUGGACUUUUCCAAAUCCAUUUCUUCUCUGCCGACCCGGACGUGUCUUUUACCUUAGAGCCAGAGCAGCCGACCUGCUAUGGUUUUGAUGUUCUAGGAUUGAGACAGGCUCAGACCAUGGCCUUUGCUAUUGAUGAAAUCAACAGAAACUCCAACCUGCUGCCUAAUGUGACUCUGGGAUACAGUCUGUAUGAUAACUGCCUUCAACUAGGAAUUGGAUUUCGUGCAGCACUGACCUUAGUCAGUGGUCAAGAAAAGCAACUUACAUUAGAGGAGAACUGUGUAGGAACUCCUCCAGUCCUAGGGAUUGUGGGAGAUUCUUCUUCUUCAAGUACUGUUGCCAUAUCCACAGUUUUAGGUUUGUACAGAGUGCCUCUGGUGAGUUAUUUUGCCACAUGUUCCUGCCUGAGUGACAGACAGAAGUUCCCAUCUUUCUUUAGAACGAUCCCAAGUGAUGCUUUUCAGGUUAAUGCUAUGAUUCAGAUUCUAAAACACUUUGGUUGGACUUGGGCAGGUCUGCUCUUUAGUGAUGAUGAUUAUGGAGUCCACGCUGCCCGAUCCUUUCACUCUGAUCUGGGUCCAGCUGGUGGAGGUUGUCUGGCUUACACAGAGAUUUUGCCCUGGGGUGAUGACCCUGCUGAACUAAGGAGAAUAGUGGAUGUGAUGAGGAAAUCUACAGCUCGAGUGGUGAUUGUGUUUGCACAUGAGAGUCACAUGAUUAACCUCAUGGAAGAGGUGAAUCAGUUUUGGGAACACACAUUUCAGUGUAGAUUUGCACCACCUCCAGCAGGUUGGGUGGAAGUGGCAGGAGAAUUAUGCACUGGACAGGAAGUUUUAGAGAAUGUGGAGACUGAUUUUCUGGAUGUUUCAGACCUCAGGUCAGAGUAUAAUGUGUAUAAGGCUGUGUACACUCUGGCGUAUGCUCUUGAUGACAUGCUGCAGUGUGAGCCAGGGAGAGGACCUUUCAGCAACAACACCUGUGCUCAUUUACAAAGACUGGAGCCAUGGCAGCUUAUGUAUUACUUGGAAAAAGUCAACUUCACAACAACAUUUGGUGAUCAAGUGUCAUUUGAUGAGAACGGUGAUACCAUACCAAUAUAUGACAUCAUGAACUGGGUGUGGCUCCCUGAUGGAAGAAAUCAAGUUCAGAGAGUGGGUGAGGUUAAGAGGUCAACCUUCAAAGGUGAAGAACUCACACUGGAUGAAGACAAAAUCUUCUGGAACUUUAAAUCCAAACAGCCUCCUCGGUCUGUGUGCAGUGAGAGUUGUCCUCCAGGUACCCGCAUGGCCAGAAAGAAGGGGGAACCUGAGUGUUGUUUUGACUGUGUCCCUUGUUCUGAGGGAAAGAUCAGCAAUACAACUGACUCCAUGGAGUGCACCAGUUGUCCAGAAGAUUUCUGGUCCAGCCCCCAGCGUGACCACUGUGUUCCUAAGAAAACAGAGUUCCUCUCCUACCAUGAGCCUCUGGGUAUCUGCUUGACAACUACCUCACUGUUGGGUACAUUUAUCUGUGUUGUUGUUCUGGGCAUCUUCAUCCAUCAUCAGAGCACACCUAUUGUUCGAGCCAACAAUUCAGAACUCAGUUUUCUUCUCUUGGUGUCGCUCAAAUUGUGUUUCCUCUGCUCGUUGCUCUUCAUUGGACGACCCAGACCGUGGACUUGCCAACUAAGACAUGCAGCAUUUGGUAUCAGCUUUGUGCUUUGUGUCUCAUGUAUCCUGGUGAAAACCAUGGUGGUUCUGGCUGUGUUCAGGGCCUCCAAACCAGGAGGUGAGUCCAGUCUCAAGUGGUUUGGUGCUGUGCAGCAGAGAGGGACAGUUCUGGUUCUGACUUCAGUUCAAGCAGCAAUCUGCACUGCCUGGCUAGUCUCUGCUUCACCAGUGCCUCAUAAAAACACCCAGUAUCACAGUGACAAGAUAGUUUAUGAGUGUGCAGUUGGGUCCACAGUUGGUUUUGCAGUUUUACUUGGUUAUAUUGGUUUACUGGCUGUCCUCAGUUGUUUGUUAGCUUUUCUAGCAAGGAAUCUUCCAGACAGUUUCAAUGAGGCCAAACUCAUCACUUUCAGCAUGUUGAUCUUCUGUGCAGUGUGGGUGGCCUUUGUCCCUGCUUACAUCAACUCACCAGGCAAAUAUGCAGAUGCAGUGGAGGUAUUUGCCAUCCUGGCCUCCAGUUUUGGCCUGUUGGUGGCACUGUUUGGACCCAAAUGUUAUAUAAUCCUGUUCAGACCAGAGAGAAACACAAAGAAGGCCAUCAUGGGUCGAGGCACCACAAAGUUUCAAAGUUAAUACUGCUUUCUCUCUGGCUGCUCCACUCUGUAUUUUAGCAUUGGCUCAUAUUUACAGAUCAACAUGCAGGGAAUAAAGACAAUAAAUAAAUCAAUUAAAAAAAAAUUCCAGUUA
Messenger RNA from Solea senegalensis (Senegalese sole), 2603 nucleotides. Its product is annotated as extracellular calcium-sensing receptor-like. Gene Ontology annotation, molecular function: G protein-coupled receptor activity. NCBI's taxonomy places the organism in Eukaryota, Metazoa, Chordata, Actinopteri, Pleuronectiformes, Soleidae. Gene Ontology annotation, biological process: G protein-coupled receptor signaling pathway. The record is from RefSeq and is a predicted model, not a curated record. The coding region runs from base 24 to 2489 and encodes 821 amino acids. Gene Ontology annotation, cellular component: membrane. The transcript has 8 exons.